Triticum aestivum (bread wheat) is the source of this 2202-nucleotide messenger RNA. RefSeq names its product probable LRR receptor-like serine/threonine-protein kinase At1g74360. The transcript has 2 exons. Lineage: Eukaryota; Viridiplantae; Streptophyta; Magnoliopsida; Poales; Poaceae. The record is from RefSeq and is a predicted model, not a curated record. Gene Ontology annotation, molecular function: protein binding. Bases 1 to 2202 code for a protein of 733 amino acids.
AUGUCUCCCUCCCUGCUCCUCAAGUUCCUCUGCGGCCUACUCCUCGUCUCAGUUGCGAACAACAGGUUCAACCGCGGCGGAUACGACCGGUGGCAGGAGUCGGACCCAUCGCCGUGCAAGUGGUGGGGCGUCAGUUGCGACGGGAACGGCCACGUCGAGUCGCUGAACCUGACAGGCUUGGCCAUCUCCGGCCCGGCAUUCAGCAACUUCUCAUGGCUCUCAGCACUCACGUCGCUCGACCUCUCCGACAACUCCAUCACCGGCCCGCUCCCCGAUGGCGACCUCAACCAAUGCCACGGCCUCCUGCGCCUCAACCUCUCCCAUAACCUCAUCACCGAGUCGUUGAACGUCUCCGUACUGACCAGGCUUCAAAUCCUCGAUGUGUCGGGAAACCGGCUCCAAGGCGGCGUCGCCGUCAACUUCCCGGCAAUAUGCGCCGACCUCACCUUUCUCGACUUGUACACCAACAACCUCACAGAUAACAGCACCAACCUCUUAGACGGCUGUGCCAGGCUAGAGUACGUCGACCUCAGCUCGAACAACUUCAACGGCGAACUAUGGCCUAGCGUCGCAAGAUUCAGGAAAUUCAGUGCUGCUGAGAACAACCUCACCGGCAGCGUCCCGUCGAGCACCUUUCCUGAUGGCUGCAUGCUCCAGUCCUUAGACCUCUCCACGAAUCAGCUGCUCGGCAACUUUCCGGAUUCCAUCGCUAGGUGCGUGAAAUUGACAUACAUGUCGCUUUGGGGGAAUAAUUUCACUGGGAUGAUACCUGCCGGAACCGGAAAGCUCGCCGCCCUCGGGACAUUGAUUCUUGGGAAUAACGGGUUCGAUCGACAGAUACCGAUGGAGCUGAUGAACUCCAAGAGACUUCAGUUCUUGGACAUCAGUACCAACAUGUUUGGAGGCGACAUGCAAGAUAUUUUUGGCAACUUUACAACCUUGAAGUAUCUUGGGCUUCACCACAACAACUACACUGGCGGCAUUGUGGCCUCCGGUGUGCUCCGGCUACCUCUGCUUGCUAGGCUGGACCUCAGCUUCAACGAGUUCACGGGAGAACUCCCUCCAGAGGUGUCCGAUAUGAAGAGCCUCAAGUACCUAAUGCUCGCCGAGAACGACUUCUCCGGCAGGAUACCUCCCGAGUACAGCCGGCUCACGAAGCUCCAAGCGCUGGACCUGUCUAAUAACAUGCUCUCAGGAGGAAUCCCCACGAGCAUCGGGAAUCUCACGUCACUUCUAUGGCUAAUGCUUGCUGGGAACCAGCUCUCCGGUAAGAUACCACCUGAAAUCGGCAACUGCACCAGCUUGCUCUGGCUGAACCUGGCCGACAACCGGUUGACCGGCAAUAUCCCGCCGGAGAUGGCAGAGAUGGGGAGGAAUCCUGGUCCAACCUUCGCCAGGAACCGGAAUGAUCCAAGCGUGCUCACAUGCUUCAGCGAGUGCCAGGCCAUGAGAAGGUGGGUCCCGGAGAGCUUACCUCCCUUCAGCUUCAUCUACUCUGUCAUGAAAAGGGAGAACUGUCGCAGCAUAUGGGACCGCAUCCUCAAGGGCUACGGGAUCGUCCCAAUUUGCAUGAACUCGUGGUCGCUCCCUGGGUCUGUGCUGCUGUCAAGGAACAUGCUUUCUGGUGAGAUACCACCACGGAUAGGUGCAAUGCGGAACCUCAGCUUGCUCCUCCUCGACGACAACCGUCUCACGGGGCGGCUGCCACUGGAAAUCGGCCGCCUCCCACUUGUCGUGCUGCACAUCUCGAGGAACAACAUCUCGGGGCCAAUCCCGUCCGAGAUUGGCGAGAUUAUGUGUCUGGAGAGGUUGGAUUUGUCUUCCAACAACCUUUCGGGCGAGCUCCCGAUGAGCCUGUUCAAGCUCACGCAGUUGGUUAUGUUCAAUGUUUCAUACAACCCGUUCCUCUCCGGCAAUAUCUCCAUCAACGGGCAAUUUGACUCAUUUGGCGAGCAGUCCUUCCUCGGUGACCCGCUCAUCUCAUUUCCUCAGGGUGGACCUGCCAGCAAGCAACGACCAUCCCCGGAAGCUUCCGAUGCUACCGUUGUAGAGAGGAGCAGCAUAGCAAUAGCAAUCAUAAUAUCAUACUUUUUCUUCCUUAUAGUUGGCCUCAUUGUUGGCACCGUUAGAGGUGGGCGAAAGAUCUGUAACUAUGGGGGCUGGGUAGGAGAUUAUAAGAAAUUAAGCCUAUAUGUAAACUAG